This is a messenger RNA of Endocarpon pusillum Z07020, 408 nucleotides long. Its product is annotated as Cytochrome c oxidase subunit 4. Gene Ontology annotation, cellular component: mitochondrial envelope. Gene Ontology annotation, biological process: mitochondrial electron transport, cytochrome c to oxygen. NCBI's taxonomy places the organism in Eukaryota, Fungi, Ascomycota, Eurotiomycetes, Verrucariales, Verrucariaceae. The record is from RefSeq and is a predicted model, not a curated record. Bases 1 to 408 code for a protein of 135 amino acids. The transcript is spliced from 3 exons.
AUGGAAGACCUCCUCCCCCCCGGCGCCGAACCGGGAACCGUGCCGACCGACCUCGAACAAGCGACCGGAUUGGAACGGCUGGAAAUCCUGGGCAAGAUGCAGGGGAUUGAUAUCUUCGACAUGAAGCCCCUCCCUUCGGAUCGAGUUGGAACGAUGCAAGAUCCCAUCAUGGUCAAAUCCGCCGGAGAUGAGCUACAGUGUGGAUGUACCGGCUGUCCGGCUGACUCACACGCGGUGAGAUGGGUCGUGGUCUCCCGAGCGCGCCCCUUCGAGCGUUGCGACGAAUGCGGCAGCGUCUACAAGAUGGAAUAUAUCGGACCGCCGGACGAUCCGGAUCACCCGCAUCAUGGUUACGAGGACCCCAAGACGAUGGCUGACUAUGUCAAGCCGGAGUAUUGGUAUCGAUGA